GUGCGCGCGCGUUUGUAGCAAGGGGUCCGGUAAUGUAUAAAAACAGCAACCGCAUCUUAGAUCUGUCGUGAACGACAUCUUUUGCACAUCGAUAUUGUGUGCGUUCUCUUUAGCAAAAAGAUAAAUCGGUCUUUAAAAAAAGUGUGUUACUAUGAUCUGUAAGACGUCAAUGAGCUUGCUCGCUAUAGCAUUUCUUUUCUUAAUUCUUGUUUCGGAUGGUGAAGCUCAGAUAACUUUUUCUACCGGAUGGGGAAAAAGAAAUCAGGAUAUGCGAAUUAGAUCGAGUAACACAAAUUGUUUGUUACAAGAUGCAUCGUUGGAUCAAUUGUUAAAAUUAUAUUCGUUCAUUCAGAUCGAAGCUCGGAGGAUUUUGGAUUGUCAAAUCUUGAACAAAUAAACUCCAGGAAAAUGUCAUUGAUCUUAUCAACCGGACUUGUGUGCCAGACUAUUGUUAAUCUGAAUUAAGAGAGAGUUAAUUAUAUUUGGAUAAUAGGAUCUCCACAUUUCUUAUAAUUCUCUUUCUAAUAUCUCGAACGACACGUUUACAAAUGCUACGCAUUUUGUACGAUAUUCGAAAUUUCUCUGUGAAAAUAUAAGAGUAUUUGAAAUUUUUAAUUAUUAUUAUUUUUAUCUGCUUGCUUUAUGCUUUAUACAUAAAAUGUAGUGUGAGGUAAUAUUGAGAGUAACAAUUGAAUACUGAAGCUGGUCUUCUUCGAGAACAUUCACUACUGUGGAUUAGUUAUGAAUGUUGCAUUCCUACAAAUCAAACAGUAAACCAUUAAUUGUACCAUUAAUUGUAUUCUGAGAAUGGACUGAUAAUAAACCGAUAUUAAAUA
Messenger RNA from Pogonomyrmex barbatus (red harvester ant), 836 nucleotides. RefSeq names its product adipokinetic prohormone type 2-like. The record is from RefSeq and is a predicted model, not a curated record. NCBI's taxonomy places the organism in Eukaryota, Metazoa, Arthropoda, Insecta, Hymenoptera, Formicidae.